AUGCCCACUUUUCAAGUACACACCGAUUUGUUGUUUGAUCCUAAGAAGAAGGAGUUUGUCAAGGAUAUUUCUAUUACCAUAGAUCCAAACACCGGUCUUAUCACUGAAGUACACCAACGUAAAGAUGAAUUACCUGACAGCAUCGAAAAACCCAACAUAGACCUGAGAGGGAAAGUGGUCUGCCCAGGCUUUGUCGAUGCUCACACCCAUAUCUUCUUGCACGCUUACAAUGAAGCACCGUCCGUGGUUCAAAAGCGAGAUGAGAGUUUCGUGGAACGAAUUGAGGCCGAUGCGAAUAUCCGAGACGCUAUCAAUCGUGGACUUACUCCCGGUCCAAGACUCUUUGUCGCAACGAGAGUCAUCGCUUCUACAGCCGCUUACGAGCCUAGAACAGAGAAUCACCUCGGAGGGACCUGUAUGCCGGCGGGGUGCGAUUCUGCGGACGGUCCAGACGAACUUCGAAAGGCGGUCAGACGACGGAUUGGUCAUGGUGCAGAUGUCAUCAAAUUUUACGCUGAUUACUAUCGCCGAGUCAUGCGAUUUCCGCCCAAACAACAGCAUCCAUACAUCCCUUCUAUGAAAUUCCAACCCGUACAUCCAAACCCAGAUUUGGUCGUAUUUCAGGACGAAGAAAUGAAUGCAAUCGUAUCUGAAGCUAAAUUGGCAUGUGCACCAGCGAUAGCUCAUGCAGACUCAAGAGAAGGUGUCCUUGCAGCUGCUCGAGCUGGUGUAUUAUCGAUAGAACACGCUUCCAGAGCGGGAGAAGACGGUCUCAGUAUGUUGAAGGAAAAAGGAAUCAUUUUUGUCCCAACAAUGGCAAUAUUCGAGCUCAUCUUGCAAGAACGUUUCGACCGGGUGGUGGAGAAUCUCCAGUUGGCCCAUAAAUUAGGUGUACGAUUGGCUUGCGGAGGCGAUACCGGUACCUUUCCCCAUGGAGAGAAUGCAAGGGAAAUGGAAAUCUUCAUCGAGGCUGGCAUUUCUGUGGAGGAUACAUUAGAAGCCGGCACAGUCGGUGGCUGGGAAGCUUGUGGUGGUGAUCUUUGCGGUCGUAGGUUCGGAUGGUUCGAGACAGGAUGUGCUGCAGACAUAAUCGCACUGGAUACCGACCCCCGGGUGGAUCCAAAAGCUCUCAGAAAGGUGUCAUUUGUCAUGAAGGAUGGACGAAUAUGGAAAGAGAACCAUGAGGCGGUUGAUCUAUACUCGCCAUGA
This is a messenger RNA of Kwoniella shivajii, 1209 nucleotides long. RefSeq lists its product as uncharacterized. The transcript is spliced from 3 exons. Gene Ontology annotation, molecular function: hydrolase activity, acting on carbon-nitrogen (but not peptide) bonds. NCBI's taxonomy places the organism in Eukaryota, Fungi, Basidiomycota, Tremellomycetes, Tremellales, Cryptococcaceae. The coding region runs from base 1 to 1209 and encodes 402 amino acids. The record is from RefSeq and is a predicted model, not a curated record.